AUGUCGAACGCAAACCGCCCUCACAUCCUCCCAAAGCUCAACUUCAAGAACUUCAAGAACUUCCUGCUCUCGCAGACUGCUGGCAACAGCUCUGCGCAGGAAGCGAACGACAAGCGAAUGGAACAGAUGUCUGCGGACGAGAAGAAAUCUGGUGGAGACGAGGGAAAGGAGGAGGAAUGGACUUUGGUCGACUCGGAGAAAGAGAGGAUUGCAAAGGAGUUGAAGGCGGAGGCAGAGGUACGGACGGAAAAUGCGGUGUUGGAUGAGAUCGAGGAGAGCUUUGGGCCUACCGUUGGGAAAUAG
This is a messenger RNA of Zymoseptoria tritici IPO323, 303 nucleotides long. RefSeq lists its product as uncharacterized. Bases 1 to 303 code for a protein of 100 amino acids. The record is from RefSeq and is a predicted model, not a curated record. The transcript has a single exon. NCBI's taxonomy places the organism in Eukaryota, Fungi, Ascomycota, Dothideomycetes, Mycosphaerellales, Mycosphaerellaceae.